AUGAAUGUCGAUGCCGGGACUAUGGCGCCUACGGAACACGGCGAGGUUUUUGUGUUGAAUGAUGGCGGUGAGGCUGAUCUUGAUCUGGGGAACUAUGAGAGAUACCUAAACGUCACUCUCUCUCGGGAUAACAACAUCACCACCGGCAAGAUGUACAAACACGUUAUUGAAAAGGAACGGCGAGGAGACUACCUUGGUCGUACGGUCCAGAUUGUUCCUCAUCUCACAGAUGCCAUCCAGGACUGGAUAGAGCGUGUAGCCAGAACUCCAGCCGACGACAGCAACGAGGAACCUGACGUCUGCGUUAUCGAACUCGGCGGUACACUCGGUGAUAUUGAGAGCGCCCCCUUUGUUGAGGCGAUGCGCCAGUUACGGCGUCGUGCUGGCAAAAACAAUUUCCUCCAAAUUCAUGUCUCGCUUGUCCCAGCCAUUCAUGGCGAGUUGAAGACCAAGCCCACCCAGCAGGCGAUACGGGAUGCGCGCUCAGCCGGUUUGAGCCCCGAUCUGAUUGCGUGUCGUUGCGAGAGAGCACUUGACAAGGCUACUAUCGAUAAAAUUGCCAUGUUUUGCCAGGUUGAGCCUGAGCAAGUCAUUGGUGUUCAUGACGUUGCUUCAACGUAUCAUGUCCCUCUCCUUCUAGAACAGCAAGGCUUCCUUGGCCAGCUUCGCAGUAUCCUCAAGAUCGACGAUUUGACCAUCCCUCAAACUUCCAUAGACAAGGGCCAGAACACCUGGAAAAAGUGGAAGGCCCUCACAACUUCCCAAGAGCAUGUCUAUAGCACUGUCAACAUUGCCCUUGUCGGCAAAUAUGUCAGUCUUCACGACUCUUACCUUUCAGUCAUUAAGUCUCUAGAACACUCUGCCAUGGCUUGCCGCCGAAAACUCAUAAUCACCUGGAUUGAUGCCUCGAACCUUGAGAAGACUGCCUCUGAAACCCAUCCAGAAGCAUUCCACAAGGCCUGGCAUGAGAUGUGCACAGCUGACGGUAUCCUUGUUCCUGGCGGGUUUGGCACCCGUGGUACUGAGGGUAUGGUUGCUGCUGCUCACUGGGCUCGAACCAAGGGCAAGCCAUACCUCGGUAUCUGCCUCGGCAUGCAGAUAGCAGUCAUGGAAUAUGCCCGUAAUGUCUGCAAUAUCCCUCGUGCUAGCUCUAUUGAAUUCGACGACCGCACUCCAGAUCCUGUUGUCGUCUUCAUGCCGGAAAUUGACCAGGUCAACCUUGGAGGUACCAUGCGUCUUGGAUCCCGUCCGACUAUCUUCCAGGAGGGCAGCGAAUGGUCGAAGCUCCGGUCGCUGUACGGACUGGAUCGUGGCUCCAUUGAUGAGCGCCACCGUCACCGCUAUGAGGUCAACCCUGAAUAUAUCGAUACUCUCCAGAAGGGCGGACUCCAUUUUAUUGGCAAAGAUGACAAGGGCGAGCGCAUGGAAAUCGUCGAGCUCAAGGACCAUCCUUGGUUUGUCGGUGUCCAGUUCCACCCGGAGUAUUUGUCUCGUGUUCUUGCUCCUAGCAAGCCUUUCCUUGGCUUCGUUGCUUCCGCAGCUGGUGUGUUCGACGAGGUCUUAAAGUCACAAGCCCGCGGAAAUGAUUUGGCUAGUGGUGUUGCUAACAUCGCCAUCUAA
Molecule: messenger RNA, 1620 nt
Organism: Arthroderma uncinatum
Lineage: Eukaryota; Fungi; Ascomycota; Eurotiomycetes; Onygenales; Arthrodermataceae
Product: CTP synthase
Exons: 5
Coding region: 1-1620 (539 amino acids)
Biological process (GO): CTP biosynthetic process; pyrimidine nucleobase biosynthetic process
Cellular component (GO): cytoophidium; cytoplasm
Molecular function (GO): identical protein binding; CTP synthase activity
Source: RefSeq, a predicted model, not a curated record